AGAGGAACAGGAGGAGGAGGAGGAGGAGAGGAAGAGGGAGGGAUGAGAGCCGAUGAGGGAGGAGCAGAGACUCAGUGUGUGUUCUCCCUCUGGAGGAGGAAUCAGCAGCUGCAGGACAAUGGAGCGUCUCCACCUCGGAUCCUAACGGACACCGGACUGUUUCCAACCCGCGACACAAGGAGGCGACCGUCAAGCAGCUCCAGGAUGCUGUCUUCCUCGUCCCGUUCAUCAGGAGGCAUCUGAUCCAACCAAUCAUGAUGAAGACUGAGCGCCCGUCGGCCACGGGGGGCAACGGGGCGUCCGCUGGGGGCAGCGGGAGCUCGAACCUGCGGAGUCCCUCACCCCAUCGCAACGCCUACGAGGCGGGGCUGGCGGCCCUGAAGAAGGCCACCGACCACCUCAACAACGCCGCCAACGGGGGGGGCUCCGACCCGGCCUCAAAGCCCGCCCCCUUGCCUCGCCCGACCGGGAGAGGCCGGAGAUAUGGAUCCAACGUCCACCGCAUCAAGAACAUGUUCAUGCAGAUGCAGUCGCCUGGAGACGAGGAGGAAGGAGCCAAACUGAUCGGUGCAGACCAGGCGGUGAAGCUGUCUCUGCCACGCGCCUCCAGCCUCAACGAGAACGUGGACCACAGCGCGCUGCUCAAACUCGGAGGCACGGUCUCGGAGAAGGUCAACCGGUUCGACCACAGACCAGGUGGGGAGGGCGAGAGCUCCUCCGUGGGCUUCACCAAACUGCAGGAGACCAGGAGGAUCUUCGAGCAGCGCACUCUACAGGAGAAGCAGGCGGCCACCAACCGGAUCCUGCUGAAGAAGGAGCGGGCUUCGGGCUUCCAGGGCAGCCGGCUCGAUGUGGUGGCUCGCUUCAACGGCUCCACUGAGGCUCUGGACCGACUUGACGACCCCCCUCCCUCCGCUCCAGCUCCUCCUCCACCUCCACCUCCCACUCCACCUCCACCUCCACCUCCUGCUCCUGCUCCCGCUCCACCUCCAUCUAGUAUUCCUGCUGCUGCCGCCUCAGUCGGGCCCGGUGACGCCGUCAGCCCCACCGUAAGCCAGCUCAGUGCCGUGUUCGAGAAGGUCGAGCCGCUAAGCGACCCCACCCCCCCCCAGCGUCGGUCUGCUCCUGCCCUGGCCCCGAAGCCCAAACCUCCAGCAAGAGGAGAGGCUGUCGGCAGGAAGGUAAAGUCGUUGCCUCCUGGUAAGGAGGCCCCCGAGGAGAGGGCGGGGGGGGCAGAGCGAUCAGAAGGAGUGGUGACCAGCGAGGAGAAGGAUGGGUCCAGACAGGCAGGAGAUCAGCUCUCCUCCACCUCCUCCUCCUCAGCGGCUGUCGCCUCCUCCUCUUCCUCCUCAGAGGCCCAGCCAGGCGUGGAGGCGCAGCCAGCAGGGACUGAAGCCAGGGGCUCCAGUACGGCGCCUGCUCCGGACCGGGAGCCACCAGCGGAGGAUCUGGACGGGCCCAGCGGGGGGUCCGAGGCCGGAGCCCGGCUGGUGCAGGCCGAGGUUCACGCCUCGUUGGAAAAUGGAGAAAAAGAGCCUCCAGGUUCUUCUCCCUCCUCGAAGGAGCAAGGAGCGGACUUUGAGAGGAGGGGUGAGGAGGAGGAAGAGGAGGAGGAAGAGGAGGAGAACGACGAUGAUGGCUCGAGGAAGGAGGACUACUCGGAGGGGGAUCUGGUGGAUAUCAGUGCGUACAGCGGACUUGGGGAGGAGGACUCUGGGGGGAGCCAACUGGACGAUGAGGACGAGGAAGACGAGGAGCCGUAUCAGCCCGAGUCCAGUUGUUCUGAGAUUGCAGGCCUCCCCGAGGAAGAGGAGCCGCCUCCAUCCAAUAGGAAGAUUCAAUUUAGCGUUCAGCCAAUCAAGGUCUUCACCACCUACUCCAACGAGGACUACGACCGACGUAACGAUGACGUGGAUCCGAUGGCCGCCUCGGCCGAGUACGAGCUGGAGAAGAGAGUCGAGAAGCUGGAUCUAUUUCCUGUUGAGCUGGAGAAAGACAGCGACGGCCUGGGCAUCAGUAUCAUAGGAAUGGGAGCAGGAGCCGACAUGGGACUGGAGAAACUGGGGAUCUUCGUCAAGACGGUGACAGAGGGCGGAGCCGCACAGAGGGACAACAGGAUCUUGGUGAACGACCUGAUCGUGGAGGUCGAUGGAACCAGCCUGGUCGGCGUCACUCAGACCUUCGCUGCCUCCGUGCUCCGCAACACCACCGGCACCGUCAGGUUUGUGAUUGGCCGGGAGAAGCCGGGCGAGCAGAGCGAGGUGGCUCAGCUCAUCCAGCAGACUCUGGAGCAGGAGAGGUGGCAGAGGGACAUGAUGGAGCAGAGAUACAAACAGUACAUGGACGAGGAUGAAGAGACGGGUGAAUACGCCACAGACGAGGAGGAGGAGAUGAGUCCAGUGUUUCCAAACUCCAUCGAGGUUUUCGACCUGGCGGAGAACCAGGACAUGAUGUCUCCUGAGGACAUGGACCCCGAGAAGCUGGCCCACAAGUUCAAGGAGCUCCAGAUUAAACAUGCAGUAACGCAGGCGGAGCUCCAGCUGCUGAAGAGGAAGCUGGCUCACGCGGAGCAGGACAAGCUGCGUUGGCGGAUGGAGCGAGCUCAGCUGGAGCAAAACAUCCGGGACAGCAAAGAGAGGAUGGAGAAGCUGGAGGGCUACUGGAUGGAGGCUCAGUCCCUGUGCAAGGCAGUGGAUGAACACCUAAAGGAAACCCAGUCUCAGUACCAAACCCUCGAGAGGAAGUACAGCAAAGCCAAGAGGCUGAUCAAAGAGUACCAGCAGAAGGAGAUCGAGCACCUGAAGAAGGAGACAGCUCAGCGUCGGGCAGAAGAAGAGAGCGAGGUGACGCACAAAGAAGAGACGGACAACCUGCAGGACAAGAUUUCAGACUUGGAGACCAAAGUGGACGCUCUGAAGACGCCGCCCCAAACCUCCUAAGCUGCUGCUGCUCGCUGCCUCCUCCCUGUGAGGAAGAGGAGGGUCUCUGCCUUCAUCCCCACCGGGACUGUAUUUCAUUCCAAUCAACCAUUUACUGCACAGACAGGGAACCACAGGGGGGGGGGGGGCGUUCACAUUAAAGGACGACAACUGUAAGAGAGGAUGAGGAGGGUGACGCAGCUUCUCAUCUGUCAGUAACCAAUCCCCGAACGCACCAUCAGUAUUACCCACAAUCCUCCUUGUGUGUCCACCUGGCGACCGGCUUGACCAUCAACACAGAAAACCACAUUCAGCAGCUUGUACUUCACUUGUGGAUGAUUUGCUUUUUUUCACCUUCAUCUCACCGGGCUCCAGUUCAAUUUAUUUUUAAAAAAGCGCUUUUAAUAACCAGGCUUGUCACAAAGUGCUUUAUACAGCGGGAGAGCACGUGAAGGAGAAGAAGAGGAUGGAAGGGGGAAGAGGUCAAAGGUCGCGUGACUUCCUGUGUCCUGGGAACCGGACUGAAGAUUCUCCUGAAGAGGACACGAGUGUUGUUUCAUAACUGCGAGGAGAAGUGACCCCCCUCAUUUUUAAAAACUCUAACCCUGGAGCGGAGCCUCUGUGGUCGGGAUGAACCACGAUGAAAACUCUUUAAAAAGGAAAAAGCCACCAACGAGGGAACUGGGGAGCAGAACCACCGAUGGGUUUCUGAACUGGGAAGUGACAGAACUUUGUUUUUCUAUUUCUCUGGGAGCGAUGGAAGGAAUCAGGCAGGACUGUGAACUGGUGGCGUUCUGUUUGUACAUAUUCUACACGUGUAUUUAAAAGUGUUUAAACGGCUAAAGCAAUUCAUCGGGUGUGAGGCGGAGCUGUGAGCGAAUGAGCACGUUGCAGAAGGUUCAGUGCGUUUCAUCUCUUUCUAUCCACCAGGGGGCCAACAGGGUGUGAAUAGUCUUAUCUGUGCUUCUAGAGCUUCUGUAUAUUAGCUGUUGUUUCUCUGUGGGUUCACAUGCACUCCAGCGUCCUGAGCUCCACCCUCGACGUGGACCUCAUUCCUGAGAUGUUGCAGGAAAACAUCACUUUCUCCUUCAACAGCCAGAAGACGUUGGGUCUGUUGCUCUGAGCUCAGGCUCCAGGGUCCACGGAGAACCUCCACUGAACUCCCACAGUCAGAGAACUUCUCCGAGUCAAUGGUUCAAACGUUUACCGAGGCAGAACAACUCUCAUUGGUUGAGGUAAACGUAAGUGGGCGGGGCCAAAUGUUCCUAACCAAUAGUGUUUCUGAGUCAGAUAUUGAUCAUCAGACUUCUGAUAACAAUAUAAUUAACAGUAUUCUCUCUUUUUCACUUUAAUAUGCUGCAGGAAACACAAUGAAAUGUCAUUAUGAUAGAUAUUGUCAGUGUUGUCUCCACGACCUCAAACAUUAGUGUUUCUGUUUCCUUUUACUAAUAUUACUGAAAUGAAUUAAUACUCAUAUUAACUCAUAAUAGCAACCAGGUAUUUGUGGACAUUGGACGCUUGAAUUAUUUUGAACCUUAAAAUAAACAAGUCAAGUGAAAUCAA
Pleuronectes platessa (European plaice) is the source of this 4481-nucleotide messenger RNA. RefSeq names its product neurabin-2. Gene Ontology annotation, molecular function: actin filament binding. The record is from RefSeq and is a predicted model, not a curated record. The transcript has 15 exons. Gene Ontology annotation, cellular component: actin cytoskeleton; dendrite; cytoplasm. Bases 255 to 2939 code for a protein of 894 amino acids. Lineage: Eukaryota; Metazoa; Chordata; Actinopteri; Pleuronectiformes; Pleuronectidae. Gene Ontology annotation, biological process: neuron projection development; calcium-mediated signaling; actin filament organization.